AAUAGCUGAGCGAAAACGUGAGUCUUGGAAAAUGAUUGUUGGGAUACAAUGAGAGAAAUACAGAGUCAAGAGCUUGCCAACUGCACUGCAUGGAUUAGUCAUACCGGUAUCCGUCGGAACAUGAUAGAUAGAUUUAUAGGAUACAGAUUAUAGAAGAUUCCAAGGAAAACAACUACAGAACUAAGGAUGUCAGCGGGAAGAACAAUCCUUACAAACAAUGUCGCUAAAGAUCGAAUGAUCACCAAAUUUCCACAGGCAUUCCAUCCAGAUGCCACUCCAUACCAGAAAAUGAACUUUCAUCCCAAAGUGAGACAGGCAUGUGGUGAAAACAAAACAGGGAGAGUGGGGUUGAAGAUUUGUAAAGCUGUGUUGGUUGGGGAUGUUUCUGUUGGAAAAACAAGCUUAGUCAACAGAUUUUGUCAUGAUGUUUUUGACCGUGACUACAAGGCUACAAUAGGAGUUGACUUUGAAGUGGAAAAAUUCUCCAUCUUGUCUGUUCCCUUUACCCUCCAAAUAUGGGACACAGCUGGGCAAGAGAGAUUCAGAUGUAUAGCUGCCUCCUACUACAGAGGAACUAAUGUUGUUAUGGUAGUGUUUGAUCUGAGUGAUGAGCGGUCGCUGUCUAACGCCUCCCGAUGGAUGGCUGAUGCUUGUGAGAAUGCAGAUGAACCUGUUAAGUUUCUCGUGGGAACAAAGAAAGACAAGUUGUCUCCAGCUGCCUAUGAGAAUGUAGAAAGAAGAGCUGCUGAUAUUGCUAGGACUCUAGGAGCUGAAUACUGGGCAGUGUCCUCUAAAUCAGGUGAGAAUGUUAAUGACUAUUUUUCCCGCGUCGUUUGUCUGACUUUUGAGGCAGCUGUGCUCAGAGAAUUAGAGUCUUCACCUACACAAACCAAACAGAUUGGAAAUGACUUGAUAAGAAUGGAGAAGAAUGACCUAUAUGAAGAAAAGAAAAAGAAAUCUGUAAAAUGUUGCAAUGCUUAGCUUUUAUUCUACUCCUCCAAAAUCUCUGAUUCUAUUCCAAGCCAUGAUUCACUACUUGCCAGAGUCUCCACUGUCUUGGUCAUAUGUAAGCGAUCUUGUAUGAAUUUUCACUUACAAUAUAAAUAAUUGAAUCUCAUCUGUGUAUGGUGUCUCAUGCAUUAUUUAUUUUUACCAUGAUUAUGUGCAUUUAUUUGACUUCAAAUAUCUAAAGGGUACCAUAUACUAGAUUCCUAUUUAAUGAAGAAACAUUUUUAAAACUUUGUUGCCAAAUACAAAAAAAAAUGACUACAUGGUAAUAAAAAAGUGGUUUCAUGGUAAAAACAAAAAGAUUUCAAGUUCAUAAAAGCCCUUAAUCAGUGUUGUAAAUUCAUAUAUAUAUUUAUAUAUGGUCUUUAAAUACCAAUUAUUUUUUUUUUCAGUGCAUGGCACUAAAUUUACAUAUUGUAUGUGUUUACAUUGUUGUAUGAUAAGAAGAUUUCUGUAUCCACAGACUGUGUUUACAUUGUUAUAAGAUUUCUGAAUCUACAGACUGUGUUUACAUUGUUGUAUGAUAAGAUUUCUGGAUCCAUACACUGUGAUUUGUGUUGUAAAGGGGUCUCCCAGAUUUCAGAGAACCGUCCUUUUUUAUCCUGAUAUUGAAUUACUUAACUCUGGAUUAAUUAUAUAUCUUGGGAAUUCAUUUUCAAUUGGUACCUCAUACAUGAAUUAAAGAUUGUUAUGUAAUUUUAUUGUAUAAUGACAUCUUAGCUCAAGAAUUACUAGUAGUUACUACUUAUAAACACAGCAAAGCAAAAAAACCGUCCUCCAUGAUUCCAUGGUAAGCACGCAUCUGUUAACGAAGUAGUUUUCCCCAAGUUUUUUGGUGAAUUUUUAGGUACAAUGUACUUAAAAUCAUACUGUGAAAUCCCUAAUUUUAGUGGAGAGUUUGAUUUUGUGGUUUGAAGAGACCCAUGAAUUCAUGGCCACCAUAAAAUGUUAAAAUUUCAUAUUAAGACAACACUUCACCGAUAAAUCCCAUCAAACUACAUUUUUUCUCAAACCACGAAAAUUUGACUCCACAAAAAUAUGGGAAUUUACAGUAACUGAUAAUUAAUUUCAUUUCUUUUUGAAAUCAAUUUUGUCAUUCCUACUAUUAUAAGUAUUUUCUUUUGCACUGGGGGAAUUAUUGAAACCAUUUAUGCAUGACAUGAUUUGACUAUCUUUUGGUAGUCACACAUUGUGUUGAAAACAAUUUGUUAUGUGAUUUACACAUGAAGUUUUAUUAAACUUUUAUGUUUGAUUAAGAAAAUCAGGGAUGCAUUACCUUGUAUUUAGGUUAUUUACGUUUGAACUUAAGUGUGUUGAAUACAGUGGACAUGUCAAAGGGAGUCCUAUUACCCUUGUAUAUCAUAAAAUUUUUUUAGUUCAAUUGAGUUUGAGGUAAUGAGGUUUAAAUUGAUAAUUUAAUGAAAUAAAAGAAGAAAUAAACAAAAAGUGAAGGAAUAUUGAGUUUACGAUGAGCUAAUUGUAAUUUUGUAGGGUAUUUUGAUAUUGUUUGUUGAUGCUUGUGCUAAAAUUUAAAUGUUAUAGUGCUUGAUUUUGUUCCAGUGUGAAAUGAAUAUUUCUAAAUGCAUUUAUUUUACAUGUUCAAAAAAAGUUGUGAAAUGUUUUAUAUUUAACUAUGCAACUAUAAAUAUUUUGUCCUGGAUAUUUUUUUUCAUGAGGAUUAGC
Messenger RNA from Saccostrea echinata, 2691 nucleotides. RefSeq names its product ras-related protein Rab-34-like. Gene Ontology annotation, molecular function: GTP binding; GTPase activity. The record is from RefSeq and is a predicted model, not a curated record. The transcript has 10 exons. NCBI's taxonomy places the organism in Eukaryota, Metazoa, Mollusca, Bivalvia, Ostreida, Ostreidae. Bases 187 to 981 code for a protein of 264 amino acids.